GCGCAUCGCAUACAUACUCAAAGUCAUAGCCUUCCUUUAUCUCUUUCCCUUUAUACUCCUUUUUUUUUGUAACAGGCCCCCUUUAUAUCAGCAGAUAUGGCAGCAAAGCUAAUAUCCACCGGUUUUCGUCACACUACUUUGCCAGAAAACUAUGUCCGGCCACUCUCCAACCGUCCAUGUCUCUCCGACGUCUCUCCACUUGAAGAUUUCCCUAUCAUUGAUCUAUCUUCCACAGAACGAUCUCGGCUCGUCCAACAAAUCCACCAAGCUUGCUCCCGAUUUGGAUUUUUUCAGGUCAUAAAUCACAGAGUGAGCAAAGAAACAAUUGACGGAAUGGUAAGUGUUGCUAACGAGUUCUUUAGCAUGUCUAUGGAGGAAAAAAUGAAGUUGUACUCGGACGAUCCAACGAAGACGACGAGAUUAUCAACGAGCUUCAAUGUGAAAAAAGAAGAGGUCAACAAUUGGAGAGACUAUCUUAGACUACAUUGUUAUCCUAUCAGCAAGUAUGUCCAUGAGUGGCCUUCAAAACCUCCUUCUUUCAAGGAAGUUGUGAGUAGAUACAGUACAGAAGUAAGAGAACUAGGAUUUACAAUAGAGGAAUUGAUAUCAGAGAGCCUGGGUUUAGAAAAAGAUCACAUGAGGAAAGUGCUUGGUGAACAAGGUCAACACAUGGCAGUCAAUUAUUACCCUCCAUGUCCUGAGCCUGAGCUCACUUAUGGUUUACCUGCUCAUACCGACCCAAAUGCACUCACCAUUCUUCUCCAAGAUGCUACCGUUUGUGGUCUACAGAUCUUGAUCGACGGUCAGUGGUUCGCCGUUAAUCCUCAUCCUGAUGCUUUUGUCAUCAACAUUGGUGACCAGUUCCAGGCAUUGAGUAACGGAGUAUACAAAAGUGUUUGGCAUCGAGCAGUAACAAACACCGAAAAACCGAGACUAUCGGUCGCAUCAUUUCUGUGCCCAGCUGACUGCGCUGUCAUAAGCCCGGCAAAGCCCUUGUGGGAAGCCGAGGACGACGAGGCUAAGCCAAUAUACAGAGACUACACUUACGCAGAGUACUACAAGAAGUUUUGGAGUAGGAAUCUGGACCAAGAACAUUGCCUUGAGAACUUUCUAAACCACUAGAGACUACACAUACAUAUAUGUCUGUCUUUGUAUGUGUAGUUGCAGGCCCGCCCCCGGGAAGAAGCUAAAGAUGCAUGGGCUUCCUGCCUUCGAUAUUAUAAAAUAUUUUCGGCCCCAAAGUUUGCAAAAUGUUUCUUAGUCUAGCGGUCUAAGUGGGGCUGUUUUUUGCUCAAUAUCUUCGAAUGGCAAGCUUCAUUUUUCAGCCUUCUUUUCUUGUUAGAUUCUGGUCUUAUCGAAGCAUGCUUAUAUAUUUCUUACCCAUCUUUCAGUUGACUUAUGACAUCAAUAAUAAUAAUAUAAUAAUUUAUCAGUUA
Molecule: messenger RNA, 1436 nt
Organism: Brassica napus (rape)
Lineage: Eukaryota; Viridiplantae; Streptophyta; Magnoliopsida; Brassicales; Brassicaceae
Product: protein DOWNY MILDEW RESISTANCE 6
Exons: 4
Coding region: 97-1122 (341 amino acids)
Source: RefSeq, a predicted model, not a curated record